AUGAGUGAAGAAAAAGGAUUACCAUCGAAUUAUGAAACUCCAUUGCAGGUAGAUGAUGCAGUUACUGCAUAUCCUCAAGCUGAUAAUCCAUAUUACGAGCAUGAUGGCGUAGACCAAGUUCAAAAUGCUGAUAAUGCUGAUCAACAUGACCCAGCAGCAGCCAACGCCCAAGAUUACAAGUAUCAUGAAUACAAAAAUACAGAUUCCUCCUUAAUGCAAGGCCUUACAAGUGCUUCUACAAAAUCUGAUUACGAUCUUUAUUCAGAUAUGACAUAUGGCGAUGACCCACUUUCAUGGAUGAUAAUGUCUAACGACCCUGAUAAGUAUGUUGGCUUCUGGAAUACCCCUGAUUCAUUAAGAAACUUUAAUGAUAGUUCCAGACAGCUCAAGCAGCUCAAUUCGAAGUGGUGGGCCAUCCCAUUCCUCCUUAACUUGUUCAUAUUAUUCGUUAUCAACUGCUGUUCUUGGAAAAAACAAGCAUUUGCCAAGAUCCCUGUUACUAUCUUUAUUUGCUUUGUUUUUGUCCUCUUAAUUAUUCUUUACAACGUUAGUGAACAAUUCUUACCAGUUUUAUCUGCAAAAUACGGCAUAAUUGUUUCACUUUGCAUUCAUUUUAUUCUUUACAUCUGCAAAGUCAAAUUCAACUGGCCAUGGAUCUUCCUUAUCUUCUUCUUCGUAUUUCUUGGCUACAUUGUUCUUGUUUUUACCCAUGGCAGAGCUGAAUACGAUGCAUCUAUGGUCAAACUCAUCAAUUCCGGAGUAAUUCUCAAACCAUUCUACAUCAUCUUCAUCCUCGCAUCCCUUACCAUCAUGUCUAUCAUCACAGUCUUUACUUUAUACACUGCUUGGUCAGUUGACUGGAAUAGUUACGGAUUCUUCCAGUUCUACUUAAUUGUCUCCUUCUACAGUAUCGUCUGUGUCUUCGGAAACUGCUUCUACAUGAUAACUUCUUAUCUUUCCGCUAAAUUAUACCUUACCGGAGCUCAACCAACGCAGCAAGAUUUACUUCAUGCCUGCCGCCGUGCCUUCUACGACAACUUCGGUGUUGCAUGCAAACUUGCUCUAAUCCUUCCAUUUGUUGAGCCACUCCAUGCAGUUGCCAGAUUUGACCCAGCUCCGAUGACAGCUGAUUAUCCAGUGUCGCUAAAGCAGUUUGCUGAUCUUCAUCAAACAGUCGCGCGUACAGUUAUUAAGAUUUCAAGACAACUUGCAAGAAUAAUCAUAAAACCACUCGGAUAUCCAAACAGAAGAGCUCUCGUAUACUCAGCAGUUUACGGUAUCGAAUACAACGAAGCUUGCAAGCGCUAUGCUGAAAUUUGCGCAACAAGAGGAGCAAAUCUUGUUGACGAAGCCUACAAAUACGACGCACAACUCGCCUUCAAACAAUUCCACUUAGGAAUCGCAUUAACUUACAUUUUACCAGCAAUUGGCCCAGCUCUUUCAUUCCAUGGCUUGGCUUACGCUCGCGGUUUGUUUUUACUCUUCGCUCUUUACUUCACCCUCAGAACAAUCAUGAGAUCUUACCUCGAAACUGUUUUCGUUAUGUUUGGAGAACUUCCAGAGAACGCAAACAACGUAAGAGACAAUUUACGCGACGAACUCAUCGGAAUGUACCAGAACUGCGCAAGAAGUAUUAACAACGCUUACGACAGAGAUGCUGGCAUUUUAACUGGCCUCAAUUCUCAGAAAUACAGUCAAUAA
Messenger RNA from Trichomonas vaginalis G3, 1701 nucleotides. RefSeq names its product choline transporter-like (SLC family 44) family. Gene Ontology annotation, cellular component: membrane. NCBI's taxonomy places the organism in Eukaryota, Parabasalia, Trichomonadida, Trichomonadidae. The coding region runs from base 1 to 1701 and encodes 566 amino acids. The record is from RefSeq and is a predicted model, not a curated record. Gene Ontology annotation, molecular function: transmembrane transporter activity. Gene Ontology annotation, biological process: transmembrane transport. The transcript has a single exon.